AUGGUACUUCUGAAAGCGGUCCUCUCAGCUAUGCCCUCCUAUACCAUGACAUGCUUCAAGCUUCCCAAAUCCCUUUGCAAACAAAUUCAAUCGAUUCUCACUCGAUUCUGGUGGGAUCUCAAACCAAACAUUCGGAAAAUGUGUUGGGUUGCUUGGGAUAACCUCACACUCCCAAAGAACGCAGGAGGUCUUGGGGUUAGGGAAAUAGAGGUCUUUAACGAUGCCUUGCUGGCAAAGAUACCUUGGCGCCUUCUCCGCAACCCAAACUCUCUCCUCGGCCAAGUUCUUCUAAAUAAAUACUGCAAAUAUGAGAACCUGCUUGAGUGCUUAGCACCAGGAAAUGCCUCUCAUGGGUGGAGAGGAAUCCUCGCGGGCAGAGAAAUCAUUAAGAGAGGAGUGGGAUGGAUCGUUGGUGAUGGUCGAAAUAUAAAGGUAUGGGAAGAUAACUGGCUGUCCACCACAGAGCAACGCUGCCCAAUGGGACCAGCUCCAGAAAACCUCCAGGGUCUAAGAGUCUCGGACCUGAUCUCUCCACUUUCUGCUGAGUGGAACUCCCGUUAG
Molecule: messenger RNA, 561 nt
Organism: Brassica napus (rape)
Lineage: Eukaryota; Viridiplantae; Streptophyta; Magnoliopsida; Brassicales; Brassicaceae
Exons: 1
Coding region: 1-561 (186 amino acids)
Source: RefSeq, a predicted model, not a curated record